UAUGUCAGAGAUUCGUCUGGUCCCUUAACAGGCACUGUACUAAAUGCAACUUCUGCCCAUCCAAGCGUGGAGACACUGCCAGUCCUGCAGCCGCUGUGCCAUCCCAGACCACCCGUGUGGGCUGACUGAAGGAAAGGAGGGCUGCUUCAACUGUGGCAGCCUGAAGCACAAACGCAAAGCCUGCCCCAUCAAAGACACACACAGGGUCAGCAGGCAUCGGCCCGGCGCUAAGAGUGGAGCAAAAAAUGUAUCUCAUCGUCACGUCUUCAAGGCUAAAGGCAAGAGGAAGUCAGGAGCAGCUCGCAGAGCGAAGAAGAUGGCUGCUCUAUCUGUGUGACCUCCACGUUCAUGCAGUAUUUUGUCAGCUGUGCAAUCUUAAGGAAAGAGGUUUAACUCAAAGGACUGUUCUUAAAAGUGUUGACAGUUGUAGCAUAAUAAAAGUAAUAUGA
This is a messenger RNA of Larimichthys crocea (large yellow croaker), 449 nucleotides long. RefSeq names its product zinc finger CCHC domain-containing protein 4. Bases 44 to 337 code for a protein of 97 amino acids. NCBI's taxonomy places the organism in Eukaryota, Metazoa, Chordata, Actinopteri, Sciaenidae. The transcript is spliced from 3 exons. The record is from RefSeq and is a predicted model, not a curated record.